AUGACCGUUAGUUAGCGUUUGGAAGAAAAAAGAAGCAACCCAACCAACCAUUGAGAAGACACCAUGCCAUUCACCUUUCUUCUCAAAUGACUCUUUGAUCCCUUGACUUCACAAAUUCCAAUUUUACAUGCUUUCAGUGGAUGAAGUUGCAGCCAUGCAUUCUUCAACCGCAUCAAUCUCUUCCAAUUACCCUCUCAUUUCUGCUUUCGUUGCUUUUGCCCUUGCCCAAUCCAUCAAGUUCUUCACCACCUGGUUUAAGGAAAGAAGAUGGGAUCUUAAGCAAUUAGUUGGGUCUGGUGGAAUGCCAUCAUCUCAUUCAGCUACUGUCACUGCUCUUGCAUCUGCCAUUGGGUUGCAAGAAGGCUUUGAAGGAUCACUUUUUGCUAUUUCCUUCGUUUUCGCUUGUACUGUGAUGUAUGAUGCUACUGGUGUGAGAUUGCAAGCAGGACGCCAAGCAGAGGUUUUAAACCAAAUUGUGUAUGAACUUCCUGCUGAGCAUCCUCUAGCUGAAAGGAGACCACUUCAUGAACUUCUUGGGCACACACCCCCUCAGGUAAUUGUGGGUGGAAUACUUGGACUCUUAACGGCAGUUGGCCUUCUAAGACCCCUCGCAACAAAUUGAGGCCUUUCUUUCACUUCAGUUUCUGCUCUCAAAUUCUUCUCUCAAAAAAUAACUUUGCAUUUCAAGAACUUAACAUUUUUCUGUUCUCAUGUCAAGAACAGAGAUAAAAAAAGGUUUAAUCAUUCACUAAGUCCCUAUUUUCGCAUGGAAUCUCAAUUUCGUCCCUUUCUUUCUGAAAAUCUCAAUUGGGUCCCAAUUUUAUGAAAAUUGCAACAAAUCGAUCCUUUCCGUUAAUUUGGCUGGACGGCGUUAAAAAAAUUGAUGAGUGAAUUCUGAGAUGACGAACGAGCGCUCGUCCAGCAGCGAACGAGCGCUCGUCCAGCAGCGAACGAGCGCUCGUCCAGCAGCGAACGAACGCUCGUCCAGCAGCGAACGAGCGCUCGACCACCGAACGAACGGUCGUCCAGUGUGGAACGAACGGUUGUCCAGCAGUAAGAGGUCGACGAGUGUCCGUUCUCUGGUGGACAACCGUUCGUUCCACACUGGACGACCGUUCGUUCGGUGGUCGAGCGCUCGUUCGCUGCUGGACGAGCGCUCGUUCGCUGCUGGACGAGCGCUCGUUCGUCAUCUCAGAAUUCACUCAUCAAUUUUUUUAACGUCGUUUGACACUAUUUAACGGAAAGGAUCGAUUUGUUGCAAUUUUCAUAAAAUUGGGACCCAAUUGAGAUUUUCAGAAAGAAAGGGACAAAACUGAGAUUCCAUGCGAAAAUAGGGACUUAGUGAAUGAUUAAACCAUAAAAAAAUUGAAUACAAUAGACUGUUAAAAUCUACUACUGUUUGUGGGUGUUAGGCAUUUUGACUUUUCUUUGGCUUUUCUUUCCCUCUUCUUCCUCUUCGUCUCCUUCAUCAAUAUCAUGAAAGUUGUUAUGGUAUCAGAGCGGAUAAAUCCCGCUUUAUUUC
Messenger RNA from Vigna angularis (adzuki bean), 1522 nucleotides. RefSeq lists its product as uncharacterized. The transcript has 5 exons. Lineage: Eukaryota; Viridiplantae; Streptophyta; Magnoliopsida; Fabales; Fabaceae. The record is from RefSeq and is a predicted model, not a curated record. The coding region runs from base 128 to 622 and encodes 164 amino acids.